This is a messenger RNA of Maniola jurtina (meadow brown), 2379 nucleotides long. It is a transcript of the gene net, whose product is annotated as protein atonal homolog 8. Gene Ontology annotation, molecular function: protein dimerization activity; DNA-binding transcription factor activity. Bases 212 to 985 code for a protein of 257 amino acids. The transcript is spliced from 2 exons. The record is from RefSeq and is a predicted model, not a curated record. Lineage: Eukaryota; Metazoa; Arthropoda; Insecta; Lepidoptera; Nymphalidae.
CUGUCGUAGGGAGAGUUUGUGCGUUCACUGUUAACCCGCAUCGAACACGUAAACGUAACACGAUACGACAAUUUAGUGUUUGUUUUUCCUAAUGAAACUGUGUUAUAUUAUAACGUGCCAAUAUAGCGAAGUUGUUGUAUUCAGUGUGUAUUUAAUCCAUGAGGAUUGUUUUUAAGUUUAUUGGAUUUUGAAUGAGCGAGCGCGACGGAAAAUGUCAACAAAUACUUUUAUUUCGGCUCCUGAGGAUGUUGCAGUGGCUGAUGCUAAAGAUCGCAUACUAGAACGAGAUGCUGGCUUCGUAUCAGGCGGCGAAGAUGACGACUCCUGCUCCGGACCAGCGCACUCCGACGACUCCGGAGUCAGACUCACCGACACCGACUCGCGAGUCAAACGAGUCCACUCCCCUUCCCGACAGCCGCCAAAGAAAAGAAUCCGCUUAGACUCAACAGAAGACAUAUGCGAGGCCCCAAGAUUCAGGCCUUGGUCUUACACGGAAGAACCACAGCAAGAACCCUUAUCAUUAGUAAAGAAAAGCGAAACUAGUCUACUGAGGCAAAGGAGGAGGCCUCUAGAACCACCUCCGCCUCCGAUACCAAUACCUGCCCCGAUACCAGAACCUGCAGGCCCUCCCAGAGUACCACCACAUCCCGGCGUAACGGACCAAGGCUUCACGGAAAAGACAAAACCAAGAGAGCAGAGAAAUUACAAAAACAUGACAAGGGAAAGGAGGAUAGAAGCUAAUGCGAGGGAGAGAACGAGAGUCCAUACCAUCAGUGCAGCGUUCGACACGCUGAGGAAAGCGAUACCUUCAUAUAGUCAUAACCAAAAACUGUCCAAACUUUCCGUGCUCCGGAUAGCGUGCGCGUACAUUGCCGCCUUGUCAGCGGCGAAUGAACCUGAAGCCGACCUCGCAGAAGCAGUGGAAAAGGUCACGCAAACAAUACACACGGAAGGAAAACUAAGGAAAAAGAAAGACGAACCUUGAAGGAAAACUCAAAACAAGUGAGGACUUGGAAACAAUGGUUCUUCGAAUCUUUAUACCGUCCUUUGAAGCCUAAAGUCAUUGAGUACAAAAACGACAAUAAUACUUAAUAAUUGGUUAAUUAAAAAAAUAUUUAUUCAAGAACUGCGGUAGGUUAAGACAAUAAGGGCUAAAGCACAUACGAUACUUUUAGGUAGCAUCAGUUUUGAAGCUAGAAGCAUCUUGAAUUUUUACCCUUGCACUUUUUGAUCUUUAAUAUCGAAAACCAUGCACUCGCAAUUUCAAGCUCGCUCAGACAGCGCAAAAAGUCGUCAAAACGCAAAGCUUUACCGUUGUCUCAAAAUCGCUAUACGUCGAUGCCAAAAGUGUGUGUGUGUUUUGGUACUUAGAAUGUUGUUUUUUUUUUUUUGUAAAACUUGAAUUUUUUGGGCUGAAUCUCGUGCAACUGAUGGUAUACUUUAUGACGUAACGUAUAAUCUGUACAAAAUUUUCUUCCUUUUAUCUUCGGAUAAUUCGGGUAUGCUAGUUAGGUUUACAGCCGACUUUCUUCAAAAGAUAAUAUUUUGUCGUCAAAUCUAAAUCGAUCGUCAUUCCGAAACGACGAAACAAAAUAAUUUAAAGACACUUUUGCUUAUAUUGACUAAACAUGACUAGCUUAUCUAAAUACCUAGUUAACCCAUUCCCAAAAUCGCAGUAUUAAAGACGGAUGUAUAAACUUAAAUGACAAAACUGUAAAGUAAUGUGUUUUUGGCUUUAAUACUUUAUAUUUAUUACAAUUUUACAAAUCGAGUCAGUAAUUUUAAGGCAGAAUUGUAUAUUUUAUUUAGUUAGCUCGUACGGUAUGGCAGUAAAUAUCGAGCUUUAGAAAGAGAUAAUCUACAUCUUCGGCUUUGUAGAGCGUCGUCUCUAUUGUUAAGAGUUACGACUGACAGUGACAAGUCAGCGGUAAAACGUUGUAUAAGUAUGAGUGAAAGAGACGAUCUACGAAGCCGAAGUCGCCAAGUAUCACUUUCUAAAGCUUGAUGUAAAAUAUUUACUGUCAGUUACUGUAAUUUAUGUAUUUUUUGUAAAUAGUAGUUUUAAAAGAGACAUGUACAUUUCAUGUUGAUCAAGACUUCUGUUUAUCUAAGGGCAUUUUGGUAAACUCAUUGCAAGACUUAUAUAUAGUAUAAAUAAACUCGUUUGAAUGUACCACUUAUGAAAUACAAAAGACAAUUUAAGUAUAAAGUAAGUACGGAAAUCAAAAUAGAAUGAUUUAUGUUAUGCUUCGUUGUGCCGUGUUCGGAGCGUAAUACGAACGAACCACGAAUGUACUUACAUGUAACAAAACAAUCAUCCAUACUAAUAUUAUAAAUGCGAAAGUUUGUCUGUCUGUCUGUCUGCUACCUUUUAAUGGC